UGAGCUCAGGUGUGAGGAUGGGCGGGGCUUCAACUGCUGCGCGUGUUCACCUCUUCCUAAACACUGAGCAUGAACCAACAGGAGGAAAAACUCUUCAAUAGUGGACUAUUAACUGUUCCAGGACUGUUUUAAAGUAAAGAUGCACCUGUUGAUCACUGUCACGGACACGUGGUUAUCGCCAUCGAGCAGUUUAUCUCUAGGUUUGCAGCGAGUGGAAAAAAAGGUGCGUUUUUUUUAUCUCCUGCAGCAGCAGCAGUGGGUUCUCCAUUCACAAGUGAUUCCCUUUAGAAAAUCGUCACGGAGCCUCUCAGCCAAUCAGCGUCGGCAGCGCCUCUCCCUCGACUCCUCCCACUUCCAUAUAUGGGUAAUGACGUAUCCAAAAGGUCCCCCAUAUAAACAUACUAGCGCCAGGGCCGCCAGUUCCCAAAGAGAGUUACUUUUAACGCAGUGUGUUGACUUUCUCUCAUCCAGGAGCGCAUGAAGCGCAAACAGAGACGCAACGAGCUCAUCCUCUCACACCCGGUGACAGAAACAGAAAGACAUGCGGUGGUUACACAUUGUUCAUUGUUAUUAUAAAGUGUUUUAAGGUGAGCAGCAAAGACAAGAGCGAAAAAGAGAGCAAGAAGACGCGGUAGUGUGUUUUUUUUCUUUUCAUCCACAAUGACGGCGAAAACUCUGGAGAAGGUGCCGGUGAAUCUCGGAGGAUUCGUGCAUCCAGACAGCGUGUACUCGGUGGAUGACAUGGUGGGCUCCACCUCUGUGGCUAUCUUCCCAAACAGCGAUCUAGGAGCUCAUUACGACCAGAUGAAUGUGGCAGACAGCCUGAUGAGCGCAGACAUGAGCUUAGAGAAGCGCUCCCUGGACCUCUCCUCACCCUCCUCCUCCUACUCCAGCAGCGGCUUCUCUCAUCAGCCCAUCGCAUCCCAUCAUCACCACCGCAACCAGACCUUCACCUACAUGGGCAAGUUCUCCAUCGACUCCCAGUAUCCAAGUAACUGGAACCCCGAGGGAGUCAUCAACAUCGUCUCGGGCAUCUUCAACAUGGCCCAACCACCACCACCACCUCCUCCACCUCCUCCUCCUCCAUCCUCAUCAGCAUCCUCCUCUCCGGCAUCCUCUGGAUCUCCCAAUCACUUCUCCUCCUCCUUGAGUUGCACCAUGGCAACGCCUCAUCAGCACCAGGCGGAGAUGAUGGACCACCACAACCAGCACCACCACCACCACCUGUACUCUCCUCCUCCGCCUCCUUACUCCUCAUCUGGCUGCGGUGACAUGUACCAGGACCCCUCGGCGUUUUUGUCCCCCCCUACGUGUCCCAUCGCCUCCUACCCACCGCCAUCCUACUCUUCUUCUCCCAAGCAGAACGGUGGAGGUGGAGGUGGAGCAGACGCGCUUUUCCCCAUCAUCCCAGACUACUCGAGCUUCUUCCAGCCUGCCUGCCAGCGGGACAUGGGCAUCCAAGACCGGAAACCUUUCGGUGCAUGUCCUCUCGACACAUUCCGAGUCCCUCCACCUCUGACUCCUCUGAACACUAUCAGGAACUUUACGCUUGGUCCAGGUGGUGGUGGUGGAAUCGAAGGUGUGCCUCCGAGGCUUCCGUCCGCUUACAGCCCACAAAACCUGCCCUUAAGGCCGAUCCUGAGACCCAGAAAGUACCCGAACAGACCCAGCAAGACGCCCGUCCACGAGCGGCCGUACCCGUGCCCGGCGGACUGCUGCGACCGGCGGUUCUCGCGCUCCGACGAGCUCACGCGACACAUCCGCAUCCACACCGGACACAAGCCGUUCCAGUGCCGCAUCUGCAUGCGCAACUUCAGCCGCAGCGACCAUCUCACCACGCACAUCCGCACGCACACGGGCGAGAAGCCGUUCGCGUGCGACUUCUGCGGGCGCAAGUUCGCGCGCAGCGACGAGAGGAAGAGGCACACUAAGAUCCACCUGAGGCAGAAGGAGAGGAAGUCGUCCACCGUCUCCUCCUCCUCUUCGUCCUCCACUUCCUCGUCCAGCAGCACCAUCACUGUAACCAGCGGGAUGUGUUCCUAGUCCUGCCUGGUUGUUGUUGUUGUCACCAUGAUGCACCCUAACCUCUUAAAAAGAACUAUCAAAUAAUGAUUGUGAAACUUUUGUGCGACAGCAGCCUAAAACACCAUGCAGGAUGGGAAUGGACAUCUGUGCACAAUUACGCACAUCCACUCCAUUCCUCUUAAAAGAACUAUCAAAUAAUGAUUGUGAAACUUUUGUGCGACAAAAACACCAUGGAUGGGAAUGAACGAGAACUUCUGUGCGUAAUUACGCACAUCCACUCCAUUCCUCUUAAAAAGAACUAUCAAAUAAUGAUUGUGAAACUUUUGUGCGACA
This is a messenger RNA of Sebastes umbrosus (honeycomb rockfish), 2358 nucleotides long. It is a transcript of the gene egr2b, whose product is annotated as early growth response 2b. The transcript is spliced from 3 exons. Gene Ontology annotation, biological process: regulation of transcription by RNA polymerase II. Lineage: Eukaryota; Metazoa; Chordata; Actinopteri; Perciformes; Sebastidae. Gene Ontology annotation, molecular function: RNA polymerase II cis-regulatory region sequence-specific DNA binding; DNA-binding transcription factor activity, RNA polymerase II-specific. The coding region runs from base 661 to 2043 and encodes 460 amino acids. The record is from RefSeq and is a predicted model, not a curated record.